GACUAACCAUGGUCAGUUUUACUACGCGAAACAUCCCCAAAUCGCCUGAGUAGGUCGAACCCAAAUACGGAGACACGAAGAAGACGAACGGCAAGACCCAGCAGAGGCGGAGCUACUGAGAAAGAACGGCGGAGAUACAACAAAGCUUCUAACUCCUCCAACGUUGUCUCCACCACAGCCGUGUCCAGAAGAAUUUUAUCGGAACGGAGACAGAUCCCAUACCAGCACCAGAGUCGUGUCGUGUCGACACCGGUACGGCAAGAUUAAUGUUGCUGUGCUUGAUGUUGCUGUGAAGGAGGAGAAAAGCCCAUUCAGCCUUCUAUAGGUGUUUCUAUGGAUCCUUCUCGAAGUUUUAUGCCUCCCAUGUCUAAUCAAUUUCGACCUGUAGUUCCAGGACAGCAAUCACAGCAGUUCAUUCAAGCUGCUCCUCCACAUUUUCAGUCUGUUGGGCGCGGCGUCUCUGCUAUAAACAAUGGGUUGCCUUCUCCUCAAGUUCAGCAACCCCAGUUUCCUCAGUUAAUGCAGCAGUUACCAGCAAGACCUGGCCAGGGCCUGGGACCACCACCAUCACAGGCAACAUCAUUGCCUAAUGCUCCCCCAAGCAUGCAUGUUGCAUCUGGGUCACCAUUGCCUAUGCCCAAUGUUCAAGCACCCAACAACUACAUGCCUGGCUUUGGUGGCCCAGGAACACCUCUUCUUUCAUCAUAUACUUUUGCGCCGUCUUCUUAUGGUCAAAGACCUGUGACUUUCAAUGCUAUGACUCACUAUCAGCCUAUAUCUCAAAUGCAUGCCCCAACAAUUCCUGCUGGUGGACAGCCUGGGUUAUCUCCAGUAAAUCAAAUUGCUGCUUCUGUUAUACCCCUCCAUCAGAGUGUUCAACAAUCUGCAGUUUCCUCCAUUAGUGUUCGAGAAACAAAUCUUCAAACUAAACUUACUGAACAGGCCCCUACUGAUUGGAUAGAACAUACUUCAGCUAAUGGAAAAAGAUAUUAUCAUAAUAAGAGGACCAGACAAUCAAGUUGGGUGAAGCCCGUAGAAUUAAUGACUCCUGUUGAGAGGGCAGAUGCAUCGACUGACUGGAAAGAAUUUACGAGCCCUGAUGGAAGAAAGUAUUACUACAAUAAGGUUACCAAGCAAUCGAAAUGGGAGAUACCUGAAGAACUGAAGUUGGCUCGUGAACGGGUGGGAAUGAGAUCCGAAAAGGAAACACAACAGGAAACAUCUGCAAAUCCUCAUGGCCUAGCUUCUGUUACUCCUUUAGAUGAGGCUCCAUCUACAAUGGAUGUUUCAGCUGCCACAGCUCAAGGGGCAACAUCAAGCCCAGUUGCCAUUUCUCCUGUAGGCACUUCUGAUAAUAUACAAUCUGGGAUGAUUGCUGAAUCUUCUGCCCUGCCCGUUGAAGCUUCUCCUGUAAUUGACCGUGCUGAUGGAGCUCAGGGAACUUUAAAUACUGUUCCACCAUCAGCUGGCACUUCAGGAAGUUCUGAGGCUGCUGUUACCAUGGUGGACGUAUUUACUGCUCCAAUGAAUGAUUCUUGCAACAUCGCUGCUGAAGAUGUUCCUAAUUCUGCAGAUGGUUUUCCUGCAGAAGAUAAAGAGGAAGCCAGCACAGAUGUGAUGGCUAGUGAAAAAGCUGAAUUGGAAGAUAAAGUAGUCGAUCAGGAACAUACAGGUUAUGUGGAUAAGCUGGAGGCUAAAAGUUCAUUUAAAUCUCUUCUUGAGUCAGCAAACGUUGGUUCUGACUGGACAUGGGAGCAGGCCAUGAGAGUCAUAAUUAAUGACAAAAGAUAUGGUGCAUUGAGGACACUUGGAGAGAGAAAGCAAGCUUUUAAUGAGUUCCUUGGUCAAAAGAAAAAACGGGAGGUUGAGGAAAGGCGAAUUAAACAGAAAAAAGCAAGGGAAGAGUUUACGAAAAUGUUAGAAGAAUCUACAGAGCUGACAUCAUCUACUAGAUGGAGCAAAGCUAUGGUUAUUUUCGAAAAUGAUGAGCGAUUUAAAGGGGUUGAACGAGAAAGAGAUCGCAGGGAUUUGUUUGAAAGCUACUUAGAGGAGCUUGGGAAAAAGGAACGAGUAAAGGCCCAGGAGGAGCGGAAAUCGAAUAUCAUGGAAUAUAGGGAAUAUCUGGAAUCUUGCGACUUCAUUAAGGCAAGCACCCAGUGGCGAAAGGUGCAAGAUCGCUUAGAGGCUGAUGAAAGAUGUUCACGUCUUGAAAAAAUUGAUCGCCUGGAAAUAUUUCAGGAUUAUGUACGUGACUUAGAGAAGGAAGAGGAGGAACAGAGGAGGAAACAAAAGGAAGAUCUGCGGAAGGCGGAACGCAAAAAACGCGAUGAGUUCCGUAAGUUGAUGGAAGAACAUCUUUCUGCUGGGGCACUUACAGCAAAAACUCAUUGGCGUGAUUAUUAUCUGAAGGUAAAAGAUUUGCCUGCAUAUUUGGAUGUUGCAUCAAACACUUCAGGUCCAACCCCGAAGGAUUUGUUUGAAGAUGUUGCUGAGGAGCUUGAGAAGCAGUAUCAUGAUGAUAAAACUCGAAUUAAGGAUGCUGUGAAGUUGAAAAAGGUUGCUUUAUCAUCAAGCUGGACACUUGAAGAAUUUAGGGCUUCUAUUGCCGAGGAAAUAGGCUCUCCACCUAUAUCAGAUGUCAACUUAAAGCUAAUACUUGAUGAAUUGCUAGAAAGAGUCAGGGAGAAGGAGGAGAAGGAAGCUAAAAAGCGUAAACGGCUUGCAGAUGAUUUUCGUGAUCUACUGCACUCCAUCAAGGAAAUUAAUGCUUCUUCGAGGUGGGAGAACAGCAAAGAGCUUUUUCAAGGUAGUAGAGAGUACAGUUCCAUUGGAGUGGAGAAUUUCUGCAGAGAAAUAUUUGAGGAAUAUAUCACCGAGCUGCAAGAACAGGCAAUGGAGGAUGACCGAAAGCGAAAAGAAAAGGUAAAGAAAGAAAAAGAUAGGGAGGGAAGAGAUAGGAAAAAGUCUAAGCACAGAAGAGAAAAAGAUCGAGGACAUGAUAGGGAAAAGGAGCAGCACUUGAGUAAGGAUGGAGGAGACAUCGAAAUUGCUGAUACAACUGAGGUCCGUGGUUUCAAUGAGGACAAAAGAUCAGAAAGUGACAAUAGUAAGAAACAACGGAACAGGCAUGAGAUCGCAGAUAAUUCCAAUGAUGGAGAGAAAGAUCGGUCGAAGAAUUCCAAUAAACAUAACAGUGACCACAAAAAGUCGAGAAGGCAGCAUGUAUCAACUCCUGAAUCAGAUGGUGAAAGCAAGCGCAAGAGGCAUAAAAGAGACCACCGGAAUGGUUCUCGUAAUGGUCAUCGCGAGGAUCUUGAAGAUGGGGAAUAUGGCAAUGAUGGUCAAAACACUGUUAGCAGAGGUAAAGACAGUGAACUCGUGAACUAGUAGAACUGCAGAAGUGCUGAUAAUUGCGGGUUCUUGCGACAGAUGAAAAGCUCUAUUUUCUUGAUGGAUAAAGAGGUUAUGUUGUUCCUCAUAGAUAAGAGUGACCUUGGCAACUACUGACUACUUGGAAGUUCUGUCAUCGCUGCUGCCAGGAUGCACAAGCUCCAGAAGAAGCCAUUUUCACUGUAGCCGUUGUUCGGUUAUUACCGACAAACGCUUUGCUAGAAGACUUACCUACCGGGUAUGGAAGUUGAAUCAGGUAUGAAAUGGGACUAAUGAGGUUGAUCCAAGAUGAUCAUAUUGAUUUGUUUUACUGGAUUAUAUUGCAGGGAAACUCAUGCGUUUUAUUUGUUGUUAAUUAUGUUCAUGAUUAGUUAAAAACAUCGCUUUGAGAUUUGUACUACCACUAAAAGUUGAAGAAUUUAGAUUUUACCUUG
This is a messenger RNA of Tripterygium wilfordii, 3824 nucleotides long. RefSeq names its product pre-mRNA-processing protein 40A-like. The coding region runs from base 334 to 3387 and encodes 1017 amino acids. Gene Ontology annotation, cellular component: U1 snRNP; U2-type prespliceosome. Gene Ontology annotation, biological process: mRNA cis splicing, via spliceosome. NCBI's taxonomy places the organism in Eukaryota, Viridiplantae, Streptophyta, Magnoliopsida, Celastrales, Celastraceae. The record is from RefSeq and is a predicted model, not a curated record. Gene Ontology annotation, molecular function: protein binding; RNA binding. The transcript is spliced from 32 exons.